Molecule: messenger RNA, 387 nt
Organism: Clunio marinus
Lineage: Eukaryota; Metazoa; Arthropoda; Insecta; Diptera; Chironomidae
Source: the annotation of a GenBank genome assembly
AUGAAAAAUAAAGAUUUCUUAUGUAACGGUCGCGGUUCGAAAUAUGAGCCGGUUAUAAGAACCGGAUAUAUAUAUAAACAGAAGCAGAUACUUGAAACACAAUUGACGAUAGGCAAAAAUCGUCCAGUAGAUUUCGCAAAACUUUACACAAAACAAGAAGUUGUCUACAUCAUUAAGUGCCAAGCGGUAGAAGUAAGCAUCAGAGAAGAAAAGGAAUGCUUUCAAGAACUUCCGGUCACCUACGGUGAAGACAAUUACUUUAUGUCCCCGCACAACCACAUCCUGCUUAAACAUGGGUCUCCAAUAACAUGCAGCAACUUAGUGCCACCAAUAUUCUUUGUAGCAUCUAAAUGGUGGGCCAUAACACCAGGUAAAGAAAAAAGAUAA